Messenger RNA from Dimorphilus gyrociliatus, 2943 nucleotides. The record is from the annotation of a GenBank genome assembly. NCBI's taxonomy places the organism in Eukaryota, Metazoa, Annelida, Polychaeta, Dinophilidae.
CGAUAGUGGCGCCAAGAAGGUGCCUGUUUUUUGCUACAUUACAAAAAAAGAAACAGCCAAAAAGAAAUAAUAUAAUCGAUAAUUGACGCGUUCGAACGUGUUCAUGAUGGCGAAGUGAUUGAAGAAAUAGUUUGUGCAUAUAGAAUCCGGCCUUUAUUAAAUAUAGACAUUGCUAAAUGGAUUGUUCCGAGGGUACUGAUUUGUCGGAAUUUAGGGACUAUGAGUCUUACGCUGCUCCUAGUUUUUAUUCGGAAGUUACAACGGACAAUGAAUGUAAAUUCGAGAUGUACACCCCACGGGAUCGGGAUGUUGACGAUGAAAAUCGAUUGGAAACGGAUUCAAUUAAAACAGAGGAUUUCGAAAAGUGCUUUCAAACAAUUGUGGAAAACGAAUGCCGACCUUUAAAUGGUUCUAAUAAAAGAGAUUCAGUUUUGGAAAAGUACGGUAAGCCUAUAAUGCCUAGCCGCACUAAACCUACGAUUAGAAGAUCUUCGAAAAGGGAGAAUUCCAUUAGUUCUAAGGUAUCAACUAUAAGUGCGGAUACGAUAAAUAGUACAGAUGUGUCCUUACUCCACGGAGACUUAACAAAUUACAAAAAAAUUUUACGUAAGACCCAAAUGGAGCUUAAACAAUGUCGUAAUCUGUUAGAAAAGGUAAAAGCUGAACAACUAUUGGCGGAAUUUAAAAGAGAUGCGACAAUUAAAGAAUACGAGGCACUUAGUAGACAAAUUCUGGAAAGUAGAAGAGAAAUUGACGAUGUUAAGGUGGAGAAUACGAGAAUCAAUAAAUCUAUUGAAGAAGCUGUCGAAAGUGAAAGAAAAUCAUGGAUGACAAAAUUCUGUGCCCUCGAGAAAUCUUUAAAUGACCAAUUGGAUUCGGUUGCUUGCGAGAAGGAUGAGUUUAAGAAGCAAUUAAAUAAUUUAAGUAAUGAAACUUUAGACGAGAAAAGGAAAUGGAAGAGUAUGAACGAUGAUUUAAAUCAUCAAUUAUCUAGAUCCGAAAAGAAGUACGAAGAAAUUAGCAAAGAUUUCAAUAGUAUUCAAAAGAAAUAUUAUAAUCUUCAAUUAAAAUAUAGAAAGCUUGAGGAAUCGAAUUUAGAUAUUAUGACUAAGAAAUCGGUACAAACUAAUGAUUUUAAAGAGAAUCUUCACUCGCAAAUAUCUGAUAUAAAGAUGAUGGCCGAAGCAGAGACUAAUCAAGUUAGACGUCAAUUAAGCGAGAUAAUCGAUGAACAAGCUAAAACUAAAUCCGAACUUGCCGAACAGUGUAGAGAGAAUGAACGCUUAAAAUUAAAAUUAAGAGAAUUGGAAAAGGAUGCAAAUUGUAAUGAUAGAAAGUUGGCUGUUUUAGCUGAAGAUGCGCAAAAAGCAUUAAAUGAAUCUCUAAGCGAAAGUCAAAGGAUUAUGAAGGCAGAAAGGGAUUUGUUAGAGGAAGAGAGACAAAAGAGUUUUACGGCUCUUAAUGACCAAUUUCAACAAACGCAAGAAGCUCAUAAGCAGACAGUUUCUCUUUUACAAUCUCAAAUUGAGGCUAAAAUUGAACAAAAUCAAAUGCUAAAAGGAAAAUUGGACGAAUCGAAUGAUUUAAUAAAUGAAUUGCAAAAUAGAAUGGAACUAAAGGAGGAAGAGUGUCGUUUAAACGUAAUUAAUGAAUUUAAACAAUGGAAAUUGGAAAAGAAACGAAGCCAUGAAAUCGAUAUUAAUAACCUUCGUUCGGAAUUGAAUAUGGCUCUUAACACAACCAAAGAUGAACUCCAUAGAGAGAGAGCAAUAACCGAGCGUCAAAGCGACGAAAUUGAACGUCUUCAUCAAGAGUUAGACAAGCUACAAAGCCUAUUAGACGACACUAUCUACUCAAAACAGUCCGCUUUAGCCGAACUUCGUCACGAAUUAACAGUUAAAAAGCAUAAAGAAGUUAAUCAAAUAAAAAAUUGCGCUGAAAAUCAGACUUUACUGGACUGCGAUAAGCAGCAGCGUCUCCUACAAAAUGUCGAAAUUCAGCUAUCCAAUCUCAGACGGGAGAGAAAUGACGCUCUCUUAAGGGAGAGGGAAGCUAUAGGAAAAUACGAUAGAUUCGAAAAGCAUAUCACGUCUCAAAUGCAUGAUGAAUGCAGAAAAAUUAUUGAAAACUUUGCUAUUCAAAUCCCUGUUAAUGAAAAUGGAUCACAAAAUAGAAAGAACAGCUUUGGAUCAUCUCUCAGCUAUUUACGUAGUAUAAUGGUGGAAUUAAAACGUUCUUAUAAUGCAAUUAAAUCCGAUUUAAAGAAUGUAAAACAAUUAGUUAUACAAUACGAAAGGAAGAGAGGCGGUGAAAUCGACAAGAUAAGAGAAUCAUUCCAUAAGGAUAAGAUGAUUGCUCUCGAUGCUUUAAAAGAAAGAUUAAUUGCCGAACACGUUGAUCAAAUAAAUAAAUUACAACAGACAUUAUCAAAAUCACCUAGGCAACUGGAAAAGUCUCAAUUACCCUAUCAGCCUCCAAUGAUAAAUCAACAUCAAAAUGAGAUUGUAGCUCAAAAAUUUCACGAUGAUUUUCGUUCGAACAUGGAAAAGCAAAUUUUACAAGAAUCCUCACAUUGGCAAAAUGAUAAGCAAAGAUUACAAGAUCAGAUUUAUUCAUUGAAAAAUGAACUAUCAAGUUUAAAAGGCGAUAAAUAUUCUUUUAAUAAAGUAGGAAAAGUUUUUUAAUUAAAUUAAUUAGAUUGAUUAAUUAAUUAAUUAAUUAUAAACAAUUUAAAGCCAAAGUCUUAUCUCUGCAUGCCAUCGGAUUCUGAAGUGAAGAUAUAUAAAGAAUGUUGAAAAAAGCUGACUGCUCAAUGAAAAUCAAUUUUUUGGCGUGUUGAUAAUCAAGAGUUUAUCCUUUUUACCUUUGUUUUGUUUUUUUUUACACCUUUUUUGUGCUGUCGGCCAAAGUAGAAUUUAUUUGCUAUAGAAACUUAUAUAUAUA